CUGGAGGAAAGGCAGGAGCAAGUGAAAGGUUCCCAUAACCAGUUUAUAAACAUUCCUUUUUCGGGGGCACACAUCGCUGAUAGAUACUGUGAAAUAGGGGGUAAACAAGCGAGAGACACCAGUUGCACCAGUGAAACACAACAAAUAGCCCCAAAACCCUAGUCUUUAACCCCCUGAAGUCAUUUGGGGCCAGGCGAAGCGAGGCGGGAGGCGAUGGAGCCCUCACCGGCAAAGGGGAAACCGCAGGGUCGUUUACUGGUGUCCACGACUCUGGACGCUAAGGAUGAGCUGGAGGAGCGGUUGGAGAGAUGUGGGGUCAUCGUUACCUCUGUGAUCAACGGGCUGUCGGAGCGUGAGGCCAAUGAUGCCCUCACUGCACACGUGUGUAAGGGGUCCCAGCAGCAUGAGGAGGUGUGUCUGGGACUCUUCACUCUACUACUGACAGAGCCCACGCAGGCACAGAGGUGCUACAGGGACCUAACGCUAGUAAACCGGGACGGGAUGAAUGUGGUCCUGAUCAAAAUCAACCAGAUCCUCAUGGAGAAGUUCCUCAAGCUGCAGGAUGUCUGCCGCACACAGUUGGUGUGGUUAGUGAGGGAGCUGGUGAAGAGUGGGGUGAUCGGGGCGGACGGGGUUGUGAUGACCCUGAUGAAGCAGAUAGCAGGCGGGGACAUCUCCAGCAAAAACCUGUGGCUGGCUGAAAACGUGCUGGAAAUCCUGGUGGAACAGAGGGAGUGGGUGCUGAAGAGCGGGAUGCUCAUUGCUAUGUCAGUCUACACGUACCUGCGGCUCAUCGUGGACCAUCACGGCACUCCCCCGCUCCAGGCUCUGCGGCAGAAAGAGGUGGACUUCUGCAUCGGCCUGCUGAGAGAGAAGUUCAUGGACUGCUUCAUCAUUGGGCGGGACCUGGUGCGGCUGCUGCAGAACGUGGCCCGAAUCCCUGAGAUGGAGCAGCUGUGGAGAGACCUGCUGCACAACCCACAGACCCUCAGCCCACAGUUCACUGGUUUGCUGCAGCUCCUCACCUCUCGCACGUCCCGCAAGUUCCUGGCGUGUCGCCUCACUCCCGACAUGGAGACCAAGCUUCUGUUCAUGACCUCCCGGGUUCGGUUCGGACAGCAGAAACGAUACCAGGACUGGUUCCAGCGGCAGUACCUGUCGACGGCGGACAGCCAGUCGUUGCGCUGUGACCUGAUCCGCUACAUCUGCGGCGUAGUGCACCCCUCCAACGAGGUGCUGAGCUCCGACAUCCUGCCUCGCUGGGCCAUUAUCGGAUGGCUGCUGACCACUUGCACGUCCAAUGUUGCUGCCUCCAAUGCCAAACUGGCUCUGUUCUACGACUGGCUGUUCUUCAAUCCUGAAAAGGACAGCAUCAUGAACAUCGAGCCGGCCAUCCUGGUGAUGCAUCACUCCAUGAAGCCCCACCCUGCCAUCACCGCCACCCUGCUGGACUUCAUGUGUCGGAUCAUCCCCAACUUCUUCCCACCUCUGGAGAGUCAGGUGCGGCAGGGAGUCUUCAACUCCCUCAACUUCAUCAUGGAGAAGAGAGUUUUGGCUCACCUGGCCCCUCUUUUUGAUAAUCCCAAACUGGACCGGGAGCUGCGAACCAUGCUGAGAGACCGCUUCCCCGAAUUCUGCAGCUCCCCCUCGCCUCCGGUCGAAGUGAAAAUGGAAGAGUCAGCCUCUAUGGAGAUGGAUAAUCAUGUUUUGGACAAGGAGGACGGUUGCUAUGACAACACAGAAGCUGCCUUCAGUGAUGAUGAGGAGGAGCUGAACAAUAAAGGUAAAAAGCGUGAGUUCAGGUUCCACCCAAUUAAAGAGGCCGUAAUCGAAGAGCCGGCCGACAUCACGCCCUUCCUGGACCAACUGGACGAAACUUUGAAGGAAAAAGUUCUGCAACUCCAGAAAGGAAGUGACACAGAGGCCCAGUGUGAAGUGAUGCAGGAGAUAGUGGACCUAAUCCUGGAGGAGGAUUUUGAUUCGGAGCAGAUGUCCGCUCUGGCAUCCUGUCUGUCAGAGCUGUUUAAAGGUCACUUCCGGGGGGACGUUUUGCCUGAGGAGAUCACUGAGGAGUCCCUGGAGGAGUCGGUCUGCAAGCCCGUGUGCCUGGUCUUUAGGAACCUUUGCCAGAUGCAGGAGGAUAACAGCGGUUUUUCUGUGCUGCUGGACAUGCUGGCUGAGCUCUACCAGAAACAGCCCAAGAUCGGCUACCACCUGCUCUACUACCUCAAGGCCAGUAAAGCGGCGAUGGGGAAGAUGAGUUUGUACGAGUCGUUCGCUCAGGCCACGGCACUCGGGGACCUGCACACCUGCCUUAUGAUGGAUAUGAAGGCCUGCCAGGAGGACGAUGUCCGGCUGCUCUGUUACCUCACGCCCUCCAUCUACUCCCAGUUCCCAGAUGAGACACUCCGAAGUGGGGAGCUACUAAACAUGAUUGUGGCUGUCAUUGAUUCCACACAGCUGCAGGAGCUGAUGUGCCAUGUGAUGAUGGGGAAUUUGGUGAUGUUCCGGAAGGAUUCCGUGCUCAACAUUCUCAUUCAGUCCCUGGACUGGGAGACGUUUGAGCAGUACAGCACGUGGCAGCUGUUUCUGGCACACAGCAUCCCCCUGGAGACCAUCAUCCCUAUCCUACAGCACCUCAAAUACAAGGAACACCCUGAAGCUCUGUCCUGUCUUCUGCUGCAGCUGCGCAGAGAGAAGCCCACUGAGGAGAUGGUGAAGAUGGUCCUGAGCCGGCCCUGCCACCCUGAGGACCAGUUCACCACCAGCAUCCUGCGCCACUGGGCGGCCAAACACGACGACACCCUGGGAGAGCACAUCAAGGCCCUGCUGAUCAAGAACAACAACCUGCCCCGCAAGCGCCAGAGUCUGAGAAGCUCCAGCAGUAAGCUCGCUCAGCUGACCCUGGAGCAGAUCUUGGAGCACUUGGACAGCCUGCGGCUGAACCUCAUCAACACAAAGCAGAACUUCUUCACACAGACGCCCAUCCUACAGGCCCUGCAGCACGUCCAGGCCAGCUGUGACGAGGCCAACAAGAUGAGGUUCAGCGAUCUCUUCGCAUUGGCCGAGGAGUAUGAGGACUCUUCGUCGAAGCCCCCCAAGUCACGCCGCAAAGCACCAGCGUCGUCCCCGCGGUCACGCAAGGGCGUAGCGCCCCCUGCCAGCAACGAGGAGGAGAGCGCCUCCAGCAGUGCCUCGGAAGAGGAAGACUCCAAGCCCAAAGCCCCCAAGAGGAAGAGGAAAGGAUCGUCCGCAGUGGGGUCUGACAGUGACUGAGAGGCACGCCCACCAUCCCUGCCUGCCAUUGUGAUGUCACUGGAGACACACCCACUGGCUUACUACCCUGCUCCACCACUGCGGAGCCUCCGCUCCAGACACACACCCACUGUGAUGGGCAGGGCUUGGGUUAAAAGACUGCCAUGACUUCCCAGAAGCCAGCCACGGGAACACGCUUUCCCCUCCCCGCCUCUCUCUGAUCACUGACGGACUUGAGUAGACAUGUGAGGCUAGGGGGGAAGGCAGGGUUGGGCAUGGCAGGGGAGUGAAGAUGCAGGGGAAAACUCCAGUCACUGUGGCACGGACUAACAGACAAACUGGACUGACAGACCGAGUCUCUGCCUUGCAGAGAGCAGCACACAGCUGGACUUCAAAAGGGUGGUAAAGAACCACAGUGUUCUGCUGCUCUCUUGUGCACAGUACUGCAGUGUGUGACACUGUAAUAACUUCUACUGUUACUGCUCUGGACGCUCUGGAGGUUGUAAAACUCUGCUGGUCUUGAGAUCCCCCUUGUUUUUGAACCACGACUGAAAAAAAGAACACUAUUUGAUACCUUAGAUUGCUUUUAACUGAGACAAUUUGACUAGAGAUGCCAGCAUACUUAAGGACACUUUGAUGGGAAAAGCAGCUGUUGCGGUACUUCCAGUAAAAUGGAAUGGUCUUAUGUUUUGUGGUAAUGAGAAUGAAUCUGUGGUUUGCGGUGGGAGUGCAGGUGUUUGCUUUGUUCUGGGAAGAGGGUGAAGUGUGAUAUUAUUUCCCAUCUGGUCCUGUAUCCUGGUACACAGGUUUUAAAUUUGUAACUCUCCUUCCCUGACUGGGUUCUGUUGUCCUGGGUGGAGCCAUUUAUUCAAUCUUGAAGAGAGGCUUCAAGGUGACCAGUCACUUUGAUUUUUUUUUUUUUAACUACAGGUGUGGACCUUAGGACUGACAGAGAAAGACGACUCCAAAACAACAAUCCAGAGCUUUUUAAAACCAGUUUCUUUC
Molecule: messenger RNA, 4260 nt
Organism: Megalops cyprinoides (Indo-Pacific tarpon)
Lineage: Eukaryota; Metazoa; Chordata; Actinopteri; Elopiformes; Megalopidae
Product: integrator complex subunit 3-like
Exons: 29
Coding region: 214-3276 (1020 amino acids)
Cellular component (GO): cytoplasm
Source: RefSeq, a predicted model, not a curated record